Messenger RNA from Fusarium keratoplasticum, 1026 nucleotides. Its product is annotated as Amidohydro-rel domain-containing protein. The transcript is spliced from 3 exons. Gene Ontology annotation, biological process: secondary metabolic process. Lineage: Eukaryota; Fungi; Ascomycota; Sordariomycetes; Hypocreales; Nectriaceae. Gene Ontology annotation, cellular component: cytosol; cytoplasm. The coding region runs from base 1 to 1026 and encodes 341 amino acids. Gene Ontology annotation, molecular function: hydrolase activity; carboxy-lyase activity. The record is from RefSeq and is a predicted model, not a curated record.
AUGGCCAAAGGAACAGUAGCCAUCGAAGAAGCCGUUGUCAAUCCCGAAGACCUGGAAUGGCUCUCACAGACCGCCAACAUUUACGCACCCAACCAAACAGGGCAAACUCAGCAUCACGCUCUCACCAGGAAGCUGGCCGAUAUUCACGAUGAACGUCUGAAGGCAAUGGAUGCCAAUGGCGUCGACUAUAUGCUGCUUUCACUCACGUCUCCCGGUUGCCAGGGAGAGCUAGACCCCGUGAAAGCAGCUAAUCUUGCUGUGAGGUCGAACGACUGGUUGGCAAAACAAGUCGCAGAAAACCCCAAGCGAUUUGGAGCAUUGGCCGCGCUUUCUAUGCAUGACGCUGCUGAAGCAGCGGCCGAACUCAAGCGAGCAGUCAAAGAAUUGGGAAUGUUUGGUGCAUUGAUCAACGACUUCCAGAGCGCAGGGCCUGAUUCCAGUGUGAAGAAGUAUUAUGAUACUCCAGAGUAUCUUCCCUUUUGGAAAGUUGUCGAAGAGCUGGACGUGCCAGUUUAUCUGCAUCCCCGAUAUCCAAUCGAUGCGGAGCUACACCCAGACGGGAAAUUUGGACCCAGAAAGCAGAUUCUUGGAGCGGCUGUUCAGUUUCACUUGGACCUUAGCUUCCACAUCUACGCAUUGUGCUCGAGCGGCAUCUUUGAUCAGUUCCCCCGAGUGCAAGUGGUGAUUGGGCACAUGGGAGAAGGUAUUCCUUUCAACCUCUGGCGAGCUGACCAUUGGUAUAAUAAGCCCGUCAAGAAGGCCACGAGGCCAUCGAAGCAUGAUUACAGCUACUAUCUGAAACACAACGUCUCCAUCACCACCUCGGGUAACUUUUCCACCGACGUGAUGAAGUUCUGUGUUGAGCAGCUAGGAGUUAACAGAUGCAUGUUUUCAAUCGAUUACCCAUAUGACACAAUCGAAGAAGCCCAAGACUGGUGGAAGGGUGCAGAACUCCCCGAGGACCAAAAGCAGGCUGUGGGCAGGUCCAAUGCAAUCAAGCUGUUUAAGCUCCCACUUGAACCAUAG